GCGCCAACUCAGGGUGCGCACGGAUAGGGGAGGGCGAAGCCCAGAAUGAGAGAGGAGGAGGGCAGAGCGCGUGGUAGUAGUCGGGCCCGCUACUCGUGUACCAGCGAGUGGAAGGCGCUACACUGUCGCCAGCGCUCCUGGAGCGAGGAGAGCUCGAGCGUCGCGCUCGUCGGCGCGCUUGUUGUAGGAAAGCGCGCGGCGGUUUCAGUUCGCUAUCUCGAGGCCGGGACUUCCCGAGACACGAGCCGCGGUUUCGCCGUGCCCGCCGUGUGCCGAACGACUGAGGCGGGCUUUUGAAACGAGCCACGCUGGAGGGAACGCGACACGGUGUCUUCUCUCUGUCCUGCGACCAGCGAAGUCGAGGCCUCUAGGUGUUUGUGCUGAAGGUUCGAAGAGGAUCGCCGAGGCACGACUGUGCGCGUCUUCCCUUCGAUUCUGUGGGGGCAGGAAAUAAAAAGAACUGCUCCAUCCGACUAGUGCCGCAGUGACGGUGUGCUGUCAAUUUCCCCUCCGUCUCCGGUGAACAUUGUGUUGUACUGUUUGAGGAACUUCUGGUCCCCGGAGCGGUGCUUGGCGCCUGGUCCAUCGCCGGGAAGCUCUUCUGCUUGUGAAGAGGUUCGCCACUAAAAGAGAGGGGAAUCCAGUGGGACGCAACCGGAGCUUGGUCGUGCAGGAACGCCUGCCAGACUGACCAAAUUUCAGGCGAGGAAAGCGUGUUGCUGCAGGUGGAAGACCUGAUCUUGUGACGGGUGGCGGGAGGAGGAGGAGAAGAGGCCCCUGCAUGAAGGAGACUGAGCAAGAAACCGGCGCCAGGCCCAGGCCGAUCUGAUGUCAUGGCGGGCCCUUGCCAGAGGCCCACGGGCGCUAAGGCCGUCGCACGGGGAAUCCUCAUCGCUUGGCUACAUGGCUUCGUGACCAUGGUAUCCGCCGUGAAGCUGGUCAACGUGGACAUCCCGUCCCCGACCACGCUGGGCGAGACGGUGGGUCUGAGCUGCAUCUACGAGCUGAACGGCGAUCGGCUCUACUCGGUCAAGUGGUACAAGAACGACGUCGAGUUCUACCGCUUCGUGCCUAACGACUGGCCACCGGGACAGUUCCUGCCCCUGCCGGGCGUCGACGUAGACCUGGCACGAUCGGGGCGGACGUCGGUCUAUCUGCGUAACGUGAACCUACACAGCGCCGGUACAUACCGGUGCGAGGUGUCUGCGGAGGCUCCUUCCUUCGACACUGUCGGCGGCCAGAAGGACAUGGCCGUGCUAGUACUUCCGACCGAGGGCCCGCGCAUCACGGGGGGCCAGGCGCAGUACCGCAUCGGCGACACCGUGAGCGUCAACUGCACCUCGGCCAAGUCGAAGCCCGCCGCCACGCUGCGCUGGUACGUGAACGACGUGGCCGUGGCCGGCGCCGACGGAACCACCGAGUACUCGACCACGCUGCACGCCGACGGCCUGGAGACGGCCUCGCUCGGCCUGCGCUUCGUGCUCACCGAGGACCACUUCCGGGGCGGCAACAUGAAGCUCAAGUGCACCGCCACCAUCUCCAGAGUCUACACGAUGAGCAACGAGGAACUCGUGUUCGGGUCUUCCUCGUCCUCCGGAGGCCGCCACCAGAAGUCUGGACUCCACAUCAGCGAGAACACGAGCCGAGUGCGGGACGCCUCAACCACUCUGUCGGCGCCGGCAGCCGUGCUGCUACUGUUGGUCGCAUUCGCCGUACAACUGAUCCCGGUCCCAGUGGUGCAGGUUGCUACGGUGUCGACAAGGACGCAUUUGUGAUACCGCUUACCUGUGGCUCUCUAGUGUCCUGCGUGGUGCGACCACGAAAAAAAAAAAAGAAAAAACAAACUCUCACGCCUCGGACAUGCGACAUGGACGCAGCGCAAGGCCUAGACAGACCGCGCUAAUACGCGCGCCAACUUCUUUGCUCGUUGCUCCACGACGAAGCUCCGCAGUGUACUUAAAUUAGAAAGCGAAGGAUUGAAGAGUCACCUCAAAGACAAUCUCCACUACACCAUCAGAUGCACCGGCUGCUUCGGCGUCCUGCGCCCUGCACCUUCUUACAAGUCCCUCGCGACUUCACCGCACAAGCCGCUUCCCACAUUUUUUUCCCGAGGAGGCUCUGUUUUGAACCGCGAGCUUAGAACUACGGGCUGCCACGUCAGAAGGGUUCCAGCUUUCUAAAGGCUUCCGGCAGACAAGGUUCAACUCGGAAAAAGAAAACCACACAACUGAUGCAGUGGUGGUCGUGUGCUGUAAGAAAGAAGUAACUCAGCUGCACUGCAGCGACCCUUCUGGAGCUCGGGUCCGUACGCGUGGUCUAUACGCGAGGUUGCUGUGCCUAUUCCGGUUAAAAGGAGCCUGUCUUUCAUCGCACUCAUGACUUGGCUUCAGUAGAUGACAUGGUGAAAGAUGAACUGUUGUCUGUUUGCUCCCUCUAUGCGCAAAGAACACAUUUCACAAGUGAGUUGCGCUUAUGGGCUAAACUCGUGUUAUUGUGGCUAUGUAGACAAGCGUGUCUGUUGAAGGAGGGAGAAUAGGGGGUGGCUGCUUGGAGAUACGAAUGAAUGUGUGGAGAGAAUCUUCAGCGGUUCGGAGCAGUGUUAGCGGCAGCAGCGGUGCAGCUGUGUUGGCGAACGAAAUGACCUCGAACACGUGCGAUCAUUUGGAGCCUCGAGGUUGCACUGACAAUGUCUCUGUCCCGAGUCGCGGUGGCUUGGAAGUUGCUUUUGAUCGUAAAAGGCGAUACUGAACAGUUGUCCGACACAAUUUUUCAGUUUGUGCUUGUGCGUUGUACUUGCGCUCUUCGCGCUGGAAACAUUUUGAAGGUGAAUCAAAACGAACUAGUAUCACUUUCUGUUCAUUUAAUCAUAAUUUUCCAGGCACCGUUUGAUGCUAACGUUUGAGGCAAUAAAAUGUGGCGGUUCGGCAUUAGUAACAUGUACAGCUUUGAAAUAUUUGGAAAAAAAAUCAUAAAGCGAAUUUCAGUAAUUAAAAAAAAGCAAGGUUACAUUUAUAAAAUAGAUAAAUUUUGCGCACUCUCCCUCUCUCAAACAACACGUUUUGGGAUACAUUCCUUAUUGCAUAAAUGAUCUACAUUUUGUAUGGCACUAGACAUUCACUAAACAUGCUGUUAACCCCGCGCUUCUGUUGUCCUGUUUGUUUUCCUCACGAGAAUCGCCUACGGUGUCCUUGUUCCAUUGCUCGCUUUUCUUCUAUGACCAAUUUUUAGUCACUCCUGGAAAAUUGGCGUAGGAAAAGACUAGUUCAAAUUACGAUAAACGUAAAGUAUGCUUCGGAUAGUAUGCCCGACUAGGCACGGCUUGUUACAGUUCCGACAUUCGUGAACUGACUCAUAUCUCGAUUCAUAACCACCUUGAGAGGAACUUUAGACGCUUUUGUUGACACAUAUCCACAACGUCGUGUACUUUGGCACUGAUUUGAAACUUCCCACUUAGUGAUCAUAUUAGAGCGUAGAGCUGCGAUGUACGCGAAAUCAUACCAGCUAACGACACUUUACCUCCCCGUCGCUUGAAUAACGUAUAAAAGUGGCCCUGAUCUCAAGUUCGCUUCCCCUGUGGUUAUUUAACGUUUCCUCAGCUACUCGUGAAUGUCUCUUCUCCUCCAUUUUUUCAUGCUGAAAAGAAAAAUUGUCCGACCACCCGAGCGCAGCACGAAGUACAAAGGAAGCUCGUAGCUUUGUAGCUUCGACGGGUGGGUCACAGGUUCUCUGUCAUGGACUUACCUCCACCUUGCGGCAUUCCGCUACUGCUAUUCGCUGCUUGUUCUGACUCGCCACGAAUUCGAAUCGCCACCAAUAUACAUGUUCUUGUUUCUGGAUCCCUAGUUUCGUGGAGCUUAGUGGACGCUUUACAAUCUACAGCAAAUAUAUUUCGAGUUCCGGAGUGGUCAUUUACUCGAGCUCAGUAGAGAGUUUCGCAAUAGCUUUGUGUCACUAUGAAAAGGAUCUCAAUAUUAUGUACCACCGCUAAACCGAGGGUUAUUCUUUCUGGCGUGUAACAUGACAAGAUGGUAAACAAUCAAGCACUACAUUUGAAACAAACCACGCGCCUUUAUUAGUGACUGCGGCAGGUAACUGAUAGAUGCUUUCGUUCCCUGAAGACGGUCUUUAAUAUCACACAGUGGAACCCACCUGACGAUGCAGCCUGUGUAAAUGGGGCAAGCAAAAGCAGUACCACUAGGUGCGUACUUUAAGCACACCUCUAAUGUUUUACGAAACAAUACCGGAGUUUAAGAUCUAUAUUUUUUUGGUUAUACGGAUCACUUACUUCUUGCGCCACGGGGACAGCUGCUCUUAUAAAUAUUGUAAAUAAAAGAGAAAGCGUACACCUUUAUGCUCACGCACGGUACAUAGGGUAUGUAUGGCAGGAAGACAUGUUACGCCUUUCGACGCUCACCCAAUGACAUGCGAGCACAUCACGCAUGCGCGGAGUGUGUGAAUAAAGAGAGUUGUUCUUCGCA
This is a messenger RNA of Dermacentor andersoni, 4478 nucleotides long. RefSeq lists its product as uncharacterized. The record is from RefSeq and is a predicted model, not a curated record. Lineage: Eukaryota; Metazoa; Arthropoda; Arachnida; Ixodida; Ixodidae.